GAUAUAAACAGCUGUGAGAUCCAGAAGAAGAACUGCACGUGGCUCAUGGUAACGCAUGAAGCGUGCACCAAAGGCGAUGUGAUGACAGCACUAGAGAAAGCCACCGGUGACGUUGUGCUCAAGUUUGAACCAUUCGUUCUUCAUGUGCUGUGUCGAGAGCUGCAGGAUGCACAGCUUCUGCAUUCGGUGGCUGUUGAUUCUGGGUUCAGGAACUCUGGUAUUACAGUUGGCAGAGGAGGAAAAAUUAUGAUGGCUGUCCGGAGCACUCAUUGCUUAGAAGUUCCAUUAAUCCACAAGGGGAAAUUGAUGGUCUCCGAAGAAUAUAUUGAAUUUCUGAUACAUAUAGCUAAUCGGAAAAUGGAAGAAAACAUAAGGAGGAUUGACAGGUUCCACAAAGGCUUAGAGUUAGCUUUGAAAAGUGCCGUCAGUGCAAACAACUCGCCUUCUGAGGCGGCAGAGAAGAAUCGCUCUGUGUACAUUCACAGAAGAAAGAGGAAGACCAUUCAAGAACACAGUGUACACACCUCUCCAGAGGAUCACAAUGAAGAAUUGGAGCCUGAAGAUGACACAGAAAGCAGUCUCGAUAUUUUUGCUGAAAUCACGAUAUAG
Messenger RNA from Balearica regulorum gibbericeps (East African grey crowned-crane), 609 nucleotides. The record is from RefSeq and is a predicted model, not a curated record. Lineage: Eukaryota; Metazoa; Chordata; Aves; Gruiformes; Gruidae.